This is a messenger RNA of Protopolystoma xenopodis, 219 nucleotides long. The record is from the annotation of a GenBank genome assembly. Lineage: Eukaryota; Metazoa; Platyhelminthes; Monogenea; Polystomatidea; Polystomatidae.
AUGGGGCGAGUUGAGGCGACUUUGUCGGUACAGUUUGUCGUCAGGACGCUGCAACAGCAUCGCUCACAUCAUCGCCACGAGGCAGAGGAGGCCGGCCAACAUGUUGAGAUACCGAAAGUCGGCUUGACGAAAUCUGCUCGUCUUUCUUCCCUCGCCUACCAACCACGUCUGGCCUCGAGUCCCGCACGUUGGCAACAUCGUCGUCGCCCAAUCAGAUGA